Messenger RNA from Siniperca chuatsi (mandarin fish), 2311 nucleotides. RefSeq lists its product as uncharacterized. Gene Ontology annotation, biological process: double-strand break repair involved in meiotic recombination. The transcript has 8 exons. The record is from RefSeq and is a predicted model, not a curated record. Lineage: Eukaryota; Metazoa; Chordata; Actinopteri; Centrarchiformes; Sinipercidae. Bases 265 to 2103 code for a protein of 612 amino acids.
UAUGAGUUGUUGAGCGUGGGGGAAAAAAAAUCGACAAUUUGUCAGUCUAACGUUACCAGUUACAGGGACUUACCUUAAUCAGCAUAAAUUGGUUAUUUGAACCUCAGCAAGUACACUCAUUACUCAAGUCAUAUCUUAAACUUUUCUUCAUUCAAUGUUAACUUCAUUUAUGUUAGCUAGCUGCCAUUUACUGUUUUGAGAAAAAUAAAUUAAUAAACUAUUGUAAGUUGGCUAUAAGCUAACCACAAAGAUAAAACCAUAACAAUGGAAGAGGAGAUGGUGAAAGCGAAGAUCAACAGCAGUGUCAGCUUAGCUCCACCCCAGGCUCGGUCACUCAGGUCAAGGAAGAGGGAACGUCCAAUGGAUGAAAUUUCCGAGACUGAUGAUGUUCAGGCUACACUCCAUCAUCAGGACACUGAAGGAAAGAAUCCAGCAGUGGAUGCCACACUGCUACAGUGCCACCAGUCCCCUCUGCAGGAAUCUACUAUGAUUUCAACUCAACAGCAUCAGGCAGCAGAACAGUCCUGUCUCACCAAACAAGGUCCUGCCAUAGAAGAAAAACAUGCAGAAGCAAGAAACGUUUACUUAAAAAAUGAGACAGUUAAAGCUUUUGAAGGGCAAGAAGAGACUACAGAUACCAAUCCCAACAAUGAUUCUCAGCUGGAGGGCUUUAGAGCAAGUACUGAUAAUGAUGCCUGUAAGAACAACGAAGAAAUAACUGCAGAGGAAUGCAACAGACCAUCAUCUCAAACAUGCACCAAUCAACUCCCGGUCAUCUUGCCAACCUCUGAAGAGGGUGAUGGAUCCUGUGCAACUGCUUUGGAUGAACAACUGCAUGAAAAGGAGAACUCUCAGUGUAAUUUGAAGAGAAACCAAGAAACCAGCCAAGAAGAACCCAGCAAUGUAAACAUGGCUGAUGUCAAGGAAAUCACAAAGGAGGCAGCAGCGGUGUUACCGGCCAAAAAGAAGCGAAGGAUGGGUAUGUGUGGUCUGACAGAGAAGGAGCGGAGUCACUUUUUACAGACACAAAAGCAUGAAAACGGGCAGAAUGGACCGGAGAGAGUUGAGAAGCAGAUCUGUAAUAACACAGAUGACCUUGUUGCUCAGGAAGAGAUUAGAUUUUCAUCCCCCAUACCAUCCUCACUAUCCAUCCCAGUAGGCAGUGUCACAGAGCAGAACAAGGCCGAGAUAAAACUUCUGUCCAGUCACUAUGGAGGGGAUGACAGGGCCGAAACUGAAGUCCACAUUGCCGUCACUACCUCAGAUGGGACCAGUACUGUGUGUGAUCCAGGCUGCUCAAAGGGAAAGAGUUGUGGGGCUGAAGGAGGCAUAGUGUCUGGGCCAGAACAAACUGAUGACAUGAUGUCAGAUCCACCUGCAGAGGAAGAAGAGGAGGAGCUUUUGGGGAAUCAGGAGCAGCAGGAACUCGAGGCACGUACAGCUGAGAUUAUGACUGAAAAACCUCAGGAACAAAUGAAAGACGGUGAAGAUGGGUCAGAGGUAGUAAACCAAAGUCCUGCCAUCACUUUUUACUCCAAUCCAACUCAAAAUGAGGAGACUGAGAACCUGGAUGCAAUCGAGGCUGCCCUUCUGCAGGUGAAUACUGUGACCAGGAGAAGAGAUGAGAAGAAGGAAGAGUUGACUGGUGGUGCUGGGGACGGUGACGGAGCUGAAGCAGGUGCUUCAUCCACAGACACUCUGUCAGCAGGAUUCAACUGUGGCUCUGUGGAGCUCUGCAGGGCUGCAGUGACACCUAGUGGCUCAGAGAGGAAAGACAGUCGUGAUCCUGAUGAUGAACCUUGUGCUGGUCCUUCUACUGUGAACGCUGAGCCCCCUCAGACCAGGGACACCACUGACCUGUUUGGAUCUGGGUACUUGGAUUACGUGUCGGACUCACAGCUGAACACCAUUGCUCUGACUGAGGAGGAGGUGAUGGAGAGGGAGGAAGAUCUUGGUUCCUCAGACUGUCAUGAAGAUGCUACAGACCUGAUCUGUGGGCUCAUCAGAGAACUCUCCUCUCUAAAUCAAAAGGUCAUGGCCACCCAUAGAGAGCUGGAGAACCUGCGCCGUAGCAGUAAAAGUUCAAGGAGCUCCAUCCGUUGAGGAUUUGUUUCAAGUCCCUGCCAUCCUGAUCUUACUGUUGCCCCAAUGGUUUGUGGGUAAUGAAGGCACUUGUGCCAUUGCUCAAACGUUCAGUUAUUUCACUAUAAAUCUGUCUUCACUGUUCUUGUAUCAUUGACAGCUGGAUGUUCAGUUUAAUGGCUUAGUUGUUCUGGUUCUCUCCAAAUAAAAGAUGGAUCUUGUUCAUGAA